AAGCGAAAGCAAAUUGUAUGCCAGUUCCAAUCCAGAUCUGUAACCCAAGGACUGUAAACCCUGGGCCUAUAUAUGUGUGUCUAUUCCUUUAAGGGAGUAUGCUCCUCGUAUGCAGACAGGAAUCGCUGCUCAGAUACUACCGGGUUACAGGAGCCGCCAGCCGUGUGUGCAAAGGGCAAAAGUUGAAGAUAAAGCAGAUAGACAGAAUCUGAUUUCGAAUACAACUGACUGAAAGAGAGGUCGGGCGUGACGCUAGAGACCGCUCUGUGCUUCCCCAAAUUUGCACAGUGUCACAAACAAGCCCAAAAAUAGCGGGCGUUGACACGGAAGAUUGGACAUUGUGGCUAGUAACUAGCUAGCUGCUGGUCUUGUGUGCAGUCAAAUGCAAAACAAAGAUUAGUUCCAGACACAAAAAUAAGGUAAAAAAAAAUGCAUACGUUCGAAGAGAGCGUGACAUGCACAGAAUGCUCCUGAAAUGCAGCAAUGGGUACGAAUGCAACACAAAUUUAGCGAUGUGUGCGUCUUUCGAUGCAUCUCUGAACAUUCGAUGCAUACGGAUUAUUGCUUAAAAUGAAAAUAGUACUUGAAACCCAAUCGUGUGAUAAAUUGAAAACGCACUCUUAGGAGCAACAACGUAGCUACAACUUCAGGCGGACUUUUGAACAUUGUUAUCUAUAGCAUCCGGGAAGGUUACUGUUAAUUGAAGACACACACCCACUACGUACAAACAGUUAACCUGGCAGGAAUAAUGACUUUAUUGCCCCGUGUCCUAGGCUUUCUAAAGCUAGAAAGUCCCUCGAUUUCUGCUAACGUUAGAUGUUUUGCUCAUCUAUCUACCGCCGACGUACUAGCGAAAAUGAAUGACAGUACAAGUAAACGGCUGCGCGUUCUGGUGGACAUGGACGGAGUGCUUGCCGAUUUUGAAGGAGGAUUCUUGAAAAAAUACCGAGCCAAGUACCCCAACGAACCAUACAUUAACCUGGAGGACAGAAGAGGAUUCUGGGUCUCGACUCAGUACGGACAGCUACGUAGUGAUCUCUGCGCGAAGGCCAUCAGCAUUUGGGAGUCAAAGAACUUCUUUUUAGAGCUGGACCCCAUACCGGGAGGUGUGGAGGCCGUCAAGGAGAUGUCUAAAAUGGAAAAUACGGACGUCUUUAUUUGCACCAGUCCAAUAAAACAUUACAGCCACUGUCCGUAUGAGAAGUACGCCUGGAUAGAGAAGCACUUUGGCCAUGAGUUCCUGGAGCAGAUCAUUCUCACCAGAGACAAGACUGUGGUGUCUGGUGACAUACUGAUAGAUGACAAACCAGACAUCCUUGGGGUGGAGCCCAAGCCGAGCUGGGAGCACGUGCUCUUCCUGGCCUGCCACAACAAGCACCUGCUCCCCAGUGCCGGCCACCGGAGCCUGCUGUCCUGGCACCACGACUGGAGGGGCCUCCUGGAGAGCAAACGCCAAUGAGGACCCCCCCCCCGCCCGCCCACCCCUUUCCUGUCCCCCAUCGACCAAUCACAGGACGGACUCCCAGGCUGGAGCCCCGUCCAAUCCAUGACCCCCCCCCCCCGUCCACUGACAACACACGUCCACAAUGUCUCUCCAGUUUCAUAUGGUUGUGGAUUCUACACUCCCCCCCUCCCCUCCUUCCGACCAUACCCAUCCCAGGUCACCUGUGUUUGCAGAUUGAGUUCAGAGUUAUGGCGUGGAGGCCUGAAGAACAACCCCCCCCCCCCCCCCCCCCGCCCCAACUCCCCACUCACAACCCUUCAUUAGGUGACAUCACCUGAGCAUCACACCAAAACACUCCUGCCUGCUUGCCGAGGUGACGUACUCACACUCAGACACAAUCAACCAACAUGACCUCUGUCUCGGGCAUUAAAAAAACCAGCGGCUUUUCCCGAUUGCUAAUUCCUGGGGUCUACCCAGAAUUCAGCGGGUAGCUGUCGCGCAGGUCAAAAAUCGAUCCGACCAAAAACUGAGCACCCCCCUUUCCCUGACGAGCUUUGUGAAGAGGUCUGUAGGUGUUGUAUAUCACUGAAUUAAUCUCUUUAGAUAGAGUCCGUGGUGGAGCUCAGUUUGGGGUUCUGAGGAAACGAUGAAGCCCGGCAGGUGGGCGGAGCUCUUUGGUCUUUCAUCGGGUCGUCAUGUAGGGAAAUUUUCGGGAGUGGUUUUAUCUCGGGCUUUGCGUCCCUUGCCCAUCUCCUGAGCAGUGAAGUGUGUGACCUCACACCCAGAGGAAGGUGAAAUUAUCCCUUUUUAGGUUUAGAUUUUAGUACAUUUUUACAUUAUCUCACCCUAUAGAUAUUUUUUAAAUUGCAUUAAUUAUACACGAGGUGUCCGAUUCCAGCCCAGUCUGCUGGUUUUUGGCGCUUUUCAGCACUUGGUCGUUGAUUCGCUAAAGAGUCCGCACCUCGUUUCCAAGUCCUGAACCGGCUCCUGAUGGCACCAGUGAUCGGUAUUUCACUCUGUGAAGCUGAAUGCCAUACAACAAUAUUUUAAUCAUAAUCCUAAUCCUAAACUUAAUUGAAUUCCUCCAAAGGGGUUUGUGGGGUAAGCCCACUAAAAGGCACAUUAUGCAGGAUUUUUUUAAAGCCCGUCUUUGCAAUCAAAUAAGUCUCCUCCGUUUUCGACCUGACACGCGAAUUCAUUACACACUAACAGUAAAUUUAUCCCAUCAAUUACUCCGACCGACAUUACAUUGUCCGGUCAAGGCCACAAACCCGACCUGUACAAAUAAUUUGAAAACGGGACAUUCCGGUGAAAAAAAACGGUUGUCUGGCAAAGCGUAGCUGGUUAGCUAAUGUUACUUAACGGUCCGACAGAAAACAAGCCAACGCCACAUGACUGUUUAUCCCCUUGGCGAACUUCAGCUGACGCCACCGAGGAAAAGCAAUUCCCAAGGUUUAUUCUAUAUUGAACAAGCCCUGUCGGCUUGUCUUUUUGGUUUUCUGUGUCUGGGCCGUUGCAGCAGCUAGCUAUAGCGACAAACCGCAGAUCAAAUGCAGCCACACCCUCCUCACACAGAAAAGAGUGCCAUGCCCAGAAAGAACCCUAACACAUUUUAGAUUAAUAAAUACAGGUAAACCUGCACGAAUUUGGCAAAAGUGCAUAAAGACUUUGCAUGCCAGUGCAUCAUAGAUAUACCUUAGCAAGGUUUUUUUUGUUGUUAUUUUCAAGGUUAAAAUCCUGCAUAGCAGGCCUUUAACAGACUGAAAUCUAAAAGCGAUAGUUAGCUAGCGUAAAUUCAAAUUAGUUCCAGUGAGGAUGCUGCCUCUUAUCAAUGGAGACAUCGGUCAUUUCUGACCACUAGGGGGCGCCAAUUGUCUGUGCUUAUAAACUUUUUUUGGCAUAGAAGUAUGUAAAAUAAGGCCCAUACCAUACAAAAUAGAUAUGCAAAACAAGAGUUUUGUUUUGUUCAUUUUAAUGUUUUUCGUGUUGUUUUUGUGUUUGCAAAAGAUGAAUGGUUUGGUUUUUUUGUUAGUUUCUUUUCCUUUAAAAAACGUUUCAUAAAUAUGCCAUUAAGAACUUGGCUGCUGUUAUAGAACUUUUCAUACUGAAUAUAUGAACUCUUCAGCGAGUUCACCAGGGAAAACCACAGCAACACACUUCUACUCUCACACUUGUUGUGUCAUUGUUGUGCCAAUAUGCCUUGGGAGAAAAAAUGUUCUAUUUGGUAUUUUAUUUUAUUUUAUUUUUAUUUUAUUUUAUAGUUUUAGAUUUUUUUCUAGUAUUUCAAACUUUUAAAAAUAUUAAUACAACAGUUGAUUUUAAACUUUUUAUACAGGUAUGGGAAACUGCAUAGUGCAUCAAUGCAGAGGUUUUUGUCUUAUGAGAAAAAAAAGUGAAGAACAAUAAUCGAACUAACCUCAGAAUGACCUCACAGUGCUCUCUGUCUGUAUACUUUUUAGUGUGGAACGUCUUGCUUCAAACACGCACACAUUCAUAAACGGUCUCGCACACGUGCGAACACACUCAUUUAUGUAGACGUUUGCACACUCAGAUGCACAUCGCGUGUACGUUACACUUGUCUGUCCGUCUGUCUGUGCUGUUGAGAAGGCUGGUUAGAGCAGCUUAACAUUUACUGCUAAUAGUGUUCCAGGGUUCCAAGGUUCCACUGUGGAUUCGCAGCAACAAAUAAGCUCGUGUUUGUACACAUAGGGAAGAUGUACUUGAACAUAACGUGCACCUCUACUAAAACAUAUACAUCGUACGACAUAGAAGACUGUAAGGAAUGUAUUUUUACAUGUCAAAAUAUGUAUUUUACAUGUUAAAAAUGAGAUGCAUGCACAGACUUACAAAAUGUCAAAUUUUGGUACUGGUGGUGCUACAUGCACAGUGUGCUUUAUAUUUUCUGGUUCUCUUUUGAGAACACACAUCAUCAUAUCCUGGGUUAUAGGGUGUGAACCAUCAGAAACUUUGGGUUGGGGGGUGGAGCAAGGGGGCAAGGUCACCCCAGAACUUGGAGUGGAUUCAGUCUGUCCCAUCUGUGCUAGUGAUUUGCCUCACAUUCACUAUGUAAUAAUGGUUAUAAUCAAAAACAUUAAAUAUUAUGUCAAAGAAAUUUUGUGAAUUUCUGUCAUAAUGUCACAAUAGUAAGACUGAAUUCCCGGCAUGGAUUAUGGCAAACAGCUCCAAUGUUCCUCCUUGUUGGAGGAGUCAUAUAUAUUUUGACAUAAAAUGAAAUUACAUUCUUAAUUGAAAAGUAUAUAUCCGCACGAAUAAAAAAUACCCUGCCUAGUGUGUCAGUGAUAAUUGAGUAUAAUAAAGGCAUAUUAUAAAUAUGUAUAAAUUUAAAUGUAUAUGGUGAGAACAAUGCGUGGAACAGAACUAUGGCGUGGAGGGAGAUUUUGGAGAGAUUUUGUAAAGUUUUGGGAACAGCAUCAUAAACACCCAUUCGCAUUGUCAUCAUUAAAAAAGUUCCAAAGCGUUUUUUGUCACGGAAACAUCAU
Molecule: messenger RNA, 4944 nt
Organism: Anguilla rostrata (American eel)
Lineage: Eukaryota; Metazoa; Chordata; Actinopteri; Anguilliformes; Anguillidae
Product: 5'(3')-deoxyribonucleotidase, mitochondrial-like
Exons: 5
Coding region: 749-1459 (236 amino acids)
Biological process (GO): pyrimidine deoxyribonucleotide catabolic process
Cellular component (GO): mitochondrion
Molecular function (GO): 5'-nucleotidase activity
Source: RefSeq, a predicted model, not a curated record